Molecule: messenger RNA, 963 nt
Organism: Fraxinus pennsylvanica
Lineage: Eukaryota; Viridiplantae; Streptophyta; Magnoliopsida; Lamiales; Oleaceae
Source: the annotation of a GenBank genome assembly
AUGGUCGAUAUAUCAAUGGAGGCUCCAGCAGAAAAGGAUAAAGGAUUUGCCAGAUUUAUGGUAGAUUUUCUCAUGGGAGGGGUUUCUGCUGCUGUCUCGAAAACUGCUGCUGCACCAAUUGAGAGAGUCAAACUCUUGGUUCAGAACCAGGAUGAGAUGAUCAAAGUUGGUCGAUUGUCUGAACCGUACAAGGGAAUUACUGACUGCUUCGCCAGAACGAUCAAGGAUGAAGGUGUCCUUUCUCUGUGGAGAAGCAAUGGUGUAAACGUUAUCAGAUAUUUCCCUACACAGGCCUUCAACUUUGCUUUUAAAGAUUAUUUUAAGAGGAUGUUUAACUUUAACAAAGAUAAAGAUGGAUACUGGAAGUGGUUUGCAGGAAACUUGGCAUCUGGUGGUGCAGCUGGUGCUUCGUCUCAACUGCUUGUCUACUCCCUGGAUUACACCCGAACACGGUUAGCAAAUGAUGCUAAGGCUGCCUCAAAGGGUGGUGAAAGGCAGUUUAAAGGCAUAAUCGAUGUUUACAAGAAAACACUCAAAACUGAUGGUAUUGCUGGUCUUUACCGUGGAUUUAACAUAUCGGCUGUUGGAAUUAUUAUCUAUCGUGGGCUCUACUUUGGAAUGUAUGAUUCUUUUAAGCCUGUACUUCUGGUCGGUUCAUUGCAGGAUAGUUUCUUGGCUAGCUUCUUAUUGGGAUGGGGAGUAUCCGCGGGUGCGGGAUUGGCUUCUUAUCCUAUUGAUACAGUGCGUAGAAGAAUGAUGAUGACAUCGGGAGAGGCCAUCAAAUAUAAGAGCUCAAUGGAUGCAUUUUCACAAAUCAUCAAGAAUGAAGGUCCAAAGUCACUUUUCAAGGGUGCUGGAGCCAACAUUAUGCGCAAUAUUGCAAGUGCUGGUGUUCUGGCUGGCUAUGAUAAAAUGCAGGUCCUCGUCUUUGGCAAGAAAUAUGGAUCUGGUGGUGGUGGUUAA